Molecule: messenger RNA, 1455 nt
Organism: Eimeria acervulina
Lineage: Eukaryota; Apicomplexa; Conoidasida; Eucoccidiorida; Eimeriidae
Product: 56 kDa gametocyte antigen, related
Exons: 1
Coding region: 1-1455 (484 amino acids)
Source: RefSeq, a predicted model, not a curated record
AUGACCCGCCUUGGUUUCUGUACACUCGCGCUGGCCCUCGCCGUGGGCCCCGCCAUGGCAGUGCCCAGCACUACUUCUGUUGAGAGCACAGUCCUUCCUACUUACACUGAAAUGGGUACCUACCAGGAGGGAGGAGCCCCUGGCACUCCUGAUGAUACCACCACCACCACCACCACCUCCCCCACCUCCGAGGGAGGAGACAAUUGGCUUGAGAACUUCAUCCGAGCUGUCCAGCGCCAGCUGCAGCUCCAGGAGAACAUGAUGCGCCAGCUGAUCCGUGAUAUUCAGGAGUACCUGAGCAACGCCUUCAACUGGGCAGAGAACCAGUCCACCGCAUACACCCGCGUGACUGAGAUGAUGGACAUGAUCUCCAACAGAAUGAGCGCAGCCAUCGACAGUUCUAACGAACUCAUGACUGCCAGCGAAACCAUGGACCCCGAGACCCUCCGCCGCACCGCUCGCAAGUACAUGAAGGAGGUGCGUGUACAGGAUGUUGUUGUAGACGCUCUGUGGGCAUCUCUCCGUGGUGUACAGACCGCUGCUUGGAUGAGCGGUGUGACUGCCAUUGAGAAGGAGGAGACCACGCCGAUGGCUAGCCGUGCUGCUGAAGAGUUCCUUCACCGCAUGUACCACAACCUGAGAGCUGCAGGCAUGUCUGAGGAAGAUGUUGCAAAGUUCGUCCCUAGAGGCGAAUACACUCAGCAGCCACGCAACAUGGGCAGAAAGGGCAGGUUCGGAUACUAUGGCUACUCCGGCUACUACGGCUACCCCAGCUACUACAGCUACCCCUACUCUAGCUACUACAGCUACAGCUACCCCAGCUACUACAGCUACCCCAGCUACUACAGAUACAGCAGCUACCCCAGCUACUACGGCUACAGCAGCUACCCGUACUACAGCUAUGGCUACCCUAGCUACAGCUAUGGCUACCCCAGCUACUACUGGCGCCGCCUCCGCCCUGGCACCCCAGGAACACCAGCAACAUGCCCCGACUGCCCUCCUAUGAACACCCCCAACAUGCCUACCCCUCCCCCAAUGAACAUGAUGAACAACACCCCCCCCAUGAUGAACAUGAUGAACAACAUCCCCCCAAUGAUGAACAUGAACACCCCCCCCAUGGUCCCUCCUUCACGCACCCUCGGUACUGAAGCUAUGGGCUUGAACAUGGGUGCUCCCCUCGGCAUGAACACCCCAACUCCCCUUCCCCCCAUGACUGGCUUUGGAAUUCCCCCUGAAUUCCCCCCUUUUGGAGGUGAAGGCGUUGGCUAUCCCAUGGAUCUCCUUGGAAACAUGAACAUCGAUGCAACUCCUUUUGAAACAUCCAACACCACUAACUACAGAAACCUCGCCCCAGUCGACCUCCCUACUCCCACCCCGAUCCCUCCUCCCGUCUUCGGUGAACCCCCUAUGCCACCCACACCCUUCGGGUUCGGCCCCGUUCCCACUCCCGGGUAA